AUGGACAAAGUUGUUAAAACUGUCCUCUUUUCCUGGCUAUUGAUCUCUCUCUUUGCUUCUUCAUCUUAUGCUCAGAAUUGCAAUGACUACAGAUUUUCCAACAACAACUUAUACACCGCUUGCAAUAGUCUUCCUGUCCUUAGCUCAUUCCUACACUGGAACUACCACCAAUCUAACCACUCAAUCGAUAUUGCCUAUCGACAUACUGGUGUCUCCUCGUCCGACUGGGUCGUCUGGUCACUGAAUCCGGACGGGGGAAGAAUGGUCGGCGCGCAGUGUUUGGUUGCUUUUCGGAACUCCAGCGGUCGUGUUCACGCAUAUACCGCACCGAUUGCGGGCUUAAACACGCAGUUGCAAGAAGGGCCAUUGAGUUUUAGAGUUCCUAGGAUUUCGGCUGAAUUCACCAACAAUCAGAUGGUUUCUGGGGACACCCCUAUGGGACAUGCUACAACUGGAGAUAAUUUGAGGUCUUUUGGAACUAUUGAUUUUGCUACUGGAUUGACUUCGGAUACAGGCGCCGCCAGCGGAGGUUCGCGACAACGAAAGAGAAAUGUUCAUGGUGUGAUAAAUGUUGUGAGUUGGGGUAUUUUGAUGCCUGUGGGUGCAAUGUUAGCAAGGUAUUUGAAGGUGUUCAAGGCAGCCAAUCCAGCCUGGUUUUACUUACAUGUCGCUUGUCAAGUUUCUGGCUACGCAGUCGGUGUGGCCGGUUGGGGCACUGGCCUCAAACUCGGAAGCGAUUCUCCUGGAGUUCGCCAGGACACUCACAGGAACAUCGGAAUUACCCUGUUUGCCCUAGGAACACUUCAGGUUUUCGCCUUGCUGUUGAGGCCAAAGCCAGACCAUAAAUUCAGAUUCUACUGGAACAUCUACCAUUACAGCGUUGGAUACACCGUGAUAAUAUUGAGCAUAGUAAACAUCUUCGAGGGAUUCGACAUAUUGGAUCCUGAGAAAAAAUGGAAAAGGGCAUACAUUGGUGUGCUUAUAUUCCUAGGAGCCACUACAGCUCUCUUGGAAGCCUUUACAUGGUAUGUUGUGCUAAAGAGGAAACGGGAAAAUCACGCGGAUAAAGUUGCGCACGCCGGUAACGGAAUGAAUGGAUAUAAUGGCGGAUCCCAGCAGGCAGUGUAG
Messenger RNA from Fraxinus pennsylvanica, 1128 nucleotides. The record is from the annotation of a GenBank genome assembly. Lineage: Eukaryota; Viridiplantae; Streptophyta; Magnoliopsida; Lamiales; Oleaceae.